CCAGAAAGACAUGAACAUCUUGAAUGACAGGGGGGUGAGUACAUUAUUUGUAAAUUGUUGUUCUGGAAGUGGACUUCUCCUUUAAGAACCUUUAUUCUGACAAAUUCUGUGUCUAUUUGUAUUUCAGGGUUUCAGAUAAGCAAUAGCAUUUCCAAAUGCAUAAAUGACUGGAACUGGGGCAAAAAUUAUAACUUCCUUUACAAUAUCACAGGUGAGAACAGACCUGCUAUUAAAUGACAAUUCAGUGUGAAUAAUAAACACACACUGAUCUUUCACUCCAAUACUGUCACAUAAAACAGUGCCUUCCACUGUUCUGGAAAGUGAGACGAGAGACUAUGAAGAUGCUGGACUGUUGCUGAACUCACCCUACUUCUCAGUGCUGAGAAAAGAACGAGACAUUGACCUCAUCAUUUCCCUGGAUUUCAGUGAUGGCGAUCCUUUCAUGACAGUGAGAGAAGCUGCUGAGAUGUGCAAGAAACUAAACAUCCCUUUCCCUGAAGUCAACAUUCCCAGUGAAGACGUGGAGAAACCAAAGGACUUCUAUGUGUUCAAAGGCCAAAACGCUCCAACCGUGAUUCACAUGCCUCUGUUUAAUGUGGUCAACUGUGGAGAUGAAGUAGAAGCCUGGAGGUACAAAUAUGGGACCUUUCAAGGUGCUUACAGCGCUGAGAUGAUCACUGAUCUUAUGGAGGUCGCUGGAAAAAACAUCUCAAACAACAGAGAGAAACUGCUGGAGCAGAUUCAUAUGGCCAGCAUAACUAAAUUGUUUAAGUCACUGAUUUAUUAA
Labeo rohita (rohu) is the source of this 787-nucleotide messenger RNA. Its product is annotated as cytosolic phospholipase A2 gamma-like. The record is from RefSeq and is a predicted model, not a curated record. Gene Ontology annotation, cellular component: nucleoplasm; nuclear envelope; cytosol. The transcript is spliced from 3 exons. Gene Ontology annotation, molecular function: calcium ion binding; calcium-dependent phospholipid binding. Gene Ontology annotation, biological process: glycerophospholipid catabolic process. NCBI's taxonomy places the organism in Eukaryota, Metazoa, Chordata, Actinopteri, Cypriniformes, Cyprinidae. Bases 443 to 787 code for a protein of 114 amino acids.